CAAGGGGAAGCAGGAAGCUAAACCUUGAGCCCAGCUCGUCCAAGCAUAGUGAAGAACUGAUGAGAAAGAAUGCAGACCUUGAAAGACAACUGCGAGAUAUACAAAAGUCUAUUGACGAGCUGAAAAGUCCUAGGUCGCACCAACAAACCGUGGAUUUGGAUAGUGCUCCACUAAACAUGUCCAUCACAGCAGAACCCUAUCAAGAGGGAUUCAAGAUUUCCCAUCUGGAGACAUAUGAUGGUUCGGGUGAUCCAGAUGAACAUCUGCACACCUAUCAAGCCAUCAUGAGAAUCCAAAAUGCCAAUGAUGCCAUGAUGUGUAAAGUGUUCCCAACGACACUGAAAUCAACAGCCAGGAGAUGGUAUCACAAACUCCCCAGACAUUCUAUAGACUCAUACUCCCAGCUCGCCAAGCUAUUCUCCAACAAAUUCGUGAGCCAGAGAGAGAUCAAACGCACAGCAACCGAGCUGAUGCAAGUCAAUCAAAAGGAAGGGGAAUCUCUAAGGGACUACAUGCAGCGAUUCAACAAAGCCACUUUGGACAUUGAUAACGUCCCAGAUACCAUCUGCCUGUCCGCCUUGCUACAUGGUUUGAAGUGUGGCAGGUUCCUGGAUGACCUCCUAGAAAACCCACCGAGAACUUGGAACGAAGUUAAUGACAGGUCAGCUAGCUUCAUAUUAUCAGAAGACUUCCAAUCGUCCAAGCGACGAGCUGACGAUAAGCAGAGCAAGAGCCAAGAACAGCCACCGGGAAGGGAAGAGAAGAAGAAACAGAAAGUCAGCGAGCAGUGGGGGAAACCCGCUGAUUUCCCCAAGUAUGCCAACUACAUACCUUUAACCUUGCCCAGGUCCCAAAUCCUUGCGCAAAUACAACACUGGGUUAGAAGACCCCCACCCCCACUGUAUGAGUCCUCGAGGGCGGACAAAAGCAAGCAUUGUGACUAUCAUCGUACUUAUGGUCACAACACAGAAGACUGCCAACAUCUGAAGGACGAGCUAGAGUUCUUGGCUCGCAAUGGGAAAUUAGAAGGAUAUGUUCAGAAGCCCCACGCCCAGCAACCCACACAAACUCAUUUUGUACAGGGGUAUGACCGACCUCAAGGGCAGAGGUACCAGCUCGGCGGGGCGCAGGAUGUAUAUCAGGACAAUCCAUAUCCUUCGGAGCAGGGCAGGGCGUAUAGAGGACGUCCGUUCAACAGGAGAGGACAGGGACCCUUGAAGCGGCCGUUCGAAGAAGCAGAAUGGGAGAAUACGCCUAUCACAUUCAGCCCGGCAGAUUACAAGCGAGCAGAAGGAGAGCCUGACAUUAUGAUGCCCCAUGCAGAUCCCUUUGUGGCAACGGACGUGUUUGCGUGGACUACGGACGAAAUGCCCGACAUUCCGGCGGAGUUGACAGUCCACAAGCUCAGCACGGACCCCACCAAAAGGCCAGUGGUUCAAAAACGUCGCCUUUUUGGCCUUAAGAAGCAAGCUGCCAUUGACGAAGAGAUACAAAAGUUGUUGCAGGCAAGCUUCAUCAGAAGAGUCGAGUACUUUGAAUGGGUGUCCAACCCUGUGCUCGUCAAAAAGCCAAAUGGCAAGUGGAGGAUGUGUAUUGAUUUCACCAACCUCAAUGAUGCGUGUCCAAAAGACCCUCAUCCCUUGCCAAACGUCGAGAAGUUAGUAGAACGGGCAGCAGGACAUGAACGGAUGAGUUUUCUUGACGCCAGCUCGGGUUACCACCAAGUCCAACUGUCGCUAGACGACCAGGAAAAAACAACUUUUUACGCUGGUGACGCAAUCUACUGCUAUGUCAUGAUGCCGUUCGGCCUCAAAAAUGCUGGAGCAACAUACCAGAAGCUGGUGCAAAUUAUCUUUAAGCUUCAGAUCGGCAGAAACAUAGAACUGAAUCCCUUGAAAUGCACGUUUGCUGUGGAAUCGGGGAAAUUCCUAGGGUACGUGGUAUCCAAGAAAGGAAUCGAAGUAAAUCCAGAGAAGGUACAGGCCGUUCAGCAGAUGGAACCUCCCAACACAGUAAAAGACGUACAGCAUCUGACAGGUCGGGUAGCUGCGUUGCACAGGUUUAUAGCCAGAUCGGCAGAAAGGUGCCUUCCGUUCUUCAAAGCUCUGCGGGAGCCUAAAAACUUCCAGUGGACUGAUGAAUGUCAACAAGCGUUUGACAAGCUCAAACAAUAUUUGGCAUCCGCACCCCUGCUGUCCAAGCCUGUCGAUGGGGAAUGUUUAUAUCUUUAUCUGGGGGUCACAGAAGAAGCAGUGAGUUCAGUGCUACUGAAGGAAGAGAAUAAGAAUCAGAAACCUAUCUGCUACGUGAGCAAAGUGUUACAAGGUGUCGAGCAGAACUACCCGCUAGCAGAAAAGGCUGCUUUUGCUUUGGUCUGCACAGCUCGUAAGCUGAGAGCUUAUUUUCAGUCUCAUCAGAUUGUUUUUUAUACUGAUUUCCCACUAAGGAAAAUAUUGCAGAAGCCAGAACUCUCUGGUCAGCUCAUCGGAUGGAGUGUCGAGCUGAGUGAGUAUGACCUCAAAUUUCAACCGCGCACGACUAUAAAAGGUCAAGCUGUGGCAGACUUCUUGGUUGAAUGUGCCCCGGUGACUGUGAAAGAAAAGGCACCUGAGUACCUAGUUUGGGUUUUGUACGUAGACGGAGUUGCUAAUGUCGACGGAUCGGGUGCUGGAGCUGUGUUACUGGGCCCUGAUGGCUUUAAAUCCGAGCAUGCGCUGAGGUUUAAGUUCCAAACAACAAAUAAUGCUGCAGAGUAUGAAGCCCUCAUUUAUGGAUUGAAGCUGGCGUCCGAGCUGAAGGUACAGAACAUUCAAGUCUUCAGCGACUCUCAGCUCGUGGUAGGCCAGGUAAAAGGCAGCUGUGAAAUCAGGGAUCCUCAGCUUGGUCGUUAUACUUCUGUGGUCAAUAAAUUGAGGGCAGCACAUUUCACUUUGUUAGAUAACCAGCUCUACAAACUAGCAACCUCAAUGCCCCUAUUACGCUGCUUUACUCCUUACGAAACUGAAUACGUUGUGAGAGAAGUUCACGAAGGAGUAUGUGGCACGCACAUCGGUGGUAAAACUUUAGCUCGGAAACUCCUGAGACAUGGGUAUUACUGGCCCACUGUGGUCGAGGACGCUCAGAGUUAUGUCAGAAAAUGUCCGACCUGCCAGUUCAAUGCUGAUGAUAUACACAUGCCAGUGGAUUACUUCAUUAAGUGGAUAAAAGCUAAACCGCUGUUCACGACAACAGAAAGGAAAAUAGAAGAAUUCUUGUUCAAUUCAAUAUUGUGCAAGUUCGGCAUACCUAAGUGGAUUAUCGCUGACAAUGGGCCGCAGUUCCGAGCAGCAGCACUAAGAUCGUUUUGUAACGACUAUGGCAUUGAGCUUGCCUUGACUUGGGUUGACGAGCUCAACAAAGUGCUUUGGUCAUGUCGUACUACUCCCAGCUCGGCCACGGGCGAAACCCCCUUCAGCUUGGCCUAUAGAGCUGAGGCCGUCAUCCCGGUAAAGGUGGGAUUGCCAUCUGAUCGAGCAGGCUGGCAUGACGAUCUCAACAAUGAGCAACUGUUGAGAGAAAACCUAGACUUCGUGGAAGAGGUUAGGGAGAUAUCUAGAAUAAGAAACAUGGCGCAUCAAAGUCGUGUUGCAAAGUUUUAUAAUAAAAGAGUUCGAGCUCGCCAGUUUCAAGUCGGCGAUCUGGUUGUACGCAAAGCUGGAUUGACGAAUGCUUACUCGCACAUGGGCAAGCUCGCGCCUAAUUGGGAAGGACCUUAUAUGGUUAUUUCUAUUCAAUGACCUGGGUCUUACCGGUUAGCAGAUUUACAAGGUCGUCCAUUACCAUUCAUUUGGAACAUACAUAACCUUAGAAAGUUUUACAGUUAAGAGUUAGCUGUACAGUUAACGUGUAUGUUAUUAGCGUUUAGGCCGUCAUGGAUCAGUUGUAAAUGGCAUUUUAUAGAGAAAUCAAAACACAGAAAGUUC
This is a messenger RNA of Rubroshorea leprosula, 3962 nucleotides long. The record is from the annotation of a GenBank genome assembly. Lineage: Eukaryota; Viridiplantae; Streptophyta; Magnoliopsida; Malvales; Dipterocarpaceae.